AUGUUUUCUCGAGCGUUCCGAGGAUCCCGUGCUAGUUUACGGCACUUUUCCACAAAACCGCCUCCAAAAAAAUCCCUCCAAUGGACGGCAGGCAUUCUCCUCUUCUCUAGCGGCCUUGCUGCUGGAGGCUACUUUGCUGGAAGACACCAGAAGAAAGAACAAGUUUCGAUCCAGGACUUGCUGGCGUCCACAACGCCACUUAGCUCCGUGGAAACUCCGAAAUACGCCAACGACGACGAGUUUGCCGCUGCCCUCAAGGAGAUAACCAAGAUCGUCGGAAAGAAGAACGUCACCUACGAUAAGGAUGUACUUGUGGCACACAACGACUCAUCCUACAGCACCCACCACCCACCUGAGCCUGAAACACAAAGACCCAGCAUCGUCAUUUACCCCUCUUCGACCCAGGAGGUGUCGGAUGUUUUGAAGGUGGCCCACAAAUACAGGGUUCCUGUUGUUGCAAAUUCCGGUUUGACUUCCUUGGAGGGCCACAACAUGCACACACGAGGCCCCAAUUCGAUUUCUCUUGCAUUUGGCAAUCUCAAUGAGGUGUUGGAAUUCCACCCUGAUGACCUUGACGUCGUGGUCCAGCCCGGUGUGGGCUGGCAAGAUCUCGAUGACUACUUGCUUGAUCUGGAAGACGGAAAACACUUGAUGUUUGGUCCUGACCCGGGUAUGGGAGCGGCAAUUGCAGGUAUGGUUGGUACUUCUGCCAGUGGAACUAACGCCUACAGGUACGGUACCAUGAAAGAGAAUGUGGUGAACUUGACCGUGGUACUUGCAGAUGGCACUGUAGUGAAGACUCGCCAGAGACCGAAGAAGUCCAGUGCCGGCUACGACUUGACACAUAUCUUUAUCGGCUCCGAGGGCACGUUGGGCAUAAUCACCGAAAUCACAGUAAAACUUCAGCCUAGACCCAAGGAGGAGCUUGUGUGUAUUGCAUCGUUCCCUACGAUCAAGGACGCUGCUUCCACGGCACAGAGCAUUAUCAAUAAGUCGGGCAUCCAGGUCAAUGCGUUGGAGUUGUUGAACGAGACGACCACGUCUUUCGUAAACGCAGCAGGCACACUGUCGAAGAAGUUCUUGGAGAAACCCACUUUGCUUGUUAAGGUCGGUGGUGUUUCUGCAAACACAGUUAACGAGCAGCUUGAGGUUGUCAACAGAAUUUCUGAAGAGAAUAAUGUGAUUCAGUUUGAGCGUUCCCAGAACAAAGAGGAGAACGGUGUUUUGUGGACCGCUAGAAGACAGGGACUCUGGCUGACACUAGACUAUGGCUCUAAAGUUUUGGCCGAUCCAAACGACGUUAAUGUUUGGACAACCGAUGUUGCUGUUCCUGUUUCGAAGUUAGCCCAAGUGGUUGACGAGACCAACGAGGAUUUGACAAACUCCAUUUUCAAAGGCAAGUUCUCUGUCAUGGGCCAUGUCGGCGACGGAAAUUGCCACUUCUUGAUUCUCUACAACACUCCCGACUAUAUGGAGUGCAAGAAAUACGUUGACAGAAUGGUGGACCGUGCUAUUAAGUACGGCGGAACUUGUACUGGAGAGCAUGGCGUUGGUGUUGGUAAAAGAGCAUACUUGGAGGCAGAAUUGGGCAAGAACGCUGUUGACUUGAUGAGACAUUUGAAGUAUUCAUUAGAUCCAAGGGCUAUUCUCAACCCUGAUAAGGUGGUCCAGAUCGAUCCUCACGACAAGCUUGACGAGCAGCUCAACUCUGGUCAUGUUCAUGAGGUGCAAAAGUGCUGCUAG
This is a messenger RNA of Candidozyma duobushaemuli, 1743 nucleotides long. Its product is annotated as FAD-binding oxidoreductase. Gene Ontology annotation, biological process: lactate catabolic process. Gene Ontology annotation, molecular function: D-lactate dehydrogenase (cytochrome) activity; D-lactate dehydrogenase (NAD+) activity; FAD binding. Lineage: Eukaryota; Fungi; Ascomycota; Pichiomycetes; Serinales; Metschnikowiaceae. Gene Ontology annotation, cellular component: mitochondrion. The coding region runs from base 1 to 1743 and encodes 580 amino acids. The record is from RefSeq and is a predicted model, not a curated record. The transcript has a single exon.